Eruca vesicaria subsp. sativa (arugula) is the source of this 1522-nucleotide messenger RNA. NCBI's taxonomy places the organism in Eukaryota, Viridiplantae, Streptophyta, Magnoliopsida, Brassicales, Brassicaceae. The record is from the annotation of a GenBank genome assembly.
UAGUAUAACAAAAACCUCAAAGAAGAAACAAAAAAGAAAGACAGAGCAAACGAAAAUGGAAAUGCUCCUCUGUUUCUUUUUCCUCUUACCUCUUUUCUUAAUCUUCUUGAAAAACCUCAAACCUUCGAAAUGGAAGCUGCCUCCGGGACCAAAGAAGCUUCCGAUCAUCGGAAACUUACAUCAACUCCAUGAACUACCUCCCAGGAACCUCUCCCCAAACUACGGACCAGUGAUGCUUCUGCGGUUUGGUUUCGUUCCCGUGGUGGUGAUCUCAUCUAAAGAAGCAGCAGAGGAAGUGCUCAAGAUCCAUGACCUAGACUGUUGUAGCCGACCAGAGACAGCAGGGACAAGAAAGAUCUCUUACAAUUUUAAAGACAUUGGAUUCGCUCCUUAUGGUGAAGAGUGGAAGGCGAUGAGGAAGCUCUCAGUGGUGGAGCUUUUCAGCACAAAGAAGCUAAACUUUUCUAGGUAUAUCAGAGAGGAGGAGAAUGACUUGUUGGUCAAGAAACUGAUGGACUCUGCUUCGAGACGAUCUCUGGUGAAUCUGAAGAGAACGCUUCACACGUUAGUCGGAAGUAUUGUAUGUAGGAUCGGGUUUGGGAUAAAUCUACAUGAGUGUGAGUUCAUAGAUGAAGAUAGAGUCGUGGAUCUUGUGCACAAGUCUGAGUUACUAGAGAUGACUUCUUUGUUCUCUGACUUUUUCCCGGGAGGGAUCGGUAGAUUCAUGGAUUGGUUAUCUGGUCAGAAAAAGAGAUUGGAUCUUGUUUUCUCUGACCUUGACACUUUCUUUCAGAACAUUCUCAAUGAUCAUCUUAAGCCUGUGAGAAGAGAUGCGGAGAGCUCUGAUAUAAUCAACGUGAUGGUCGAUAUGAUGGAGAAGCAGAGAGAUGGAGACUCGUUCAAGCUCACUACGGAUCAUCUCAAAGGAAUGAUCUCGGACAUAUUUGUAGCAGGGGUUAGCACAAGCGCAUCCACUAUGAUAUGGGCGAUGACUGAGUUGAUUAGAAACCCUAGAGUGAUGAAGAAAGUACAAGAUGAGAUUCGGACAACACUCGUGGACAAGGAGAGUCUCAGAGAAGAAGAUCUAAACAAGCUUCACUACUUUAAACUAAUGGUCAAGGAGAUAUUUAGGUUACACCCAGCAGCUCCACUUUUGCUACCAAGAGAGACAAUGUCUCACAUCAAGAUCCAAGGCUAUGAUAUUCCCAAAAAGACACAGAUCUUGGUCAACGCUUACGCGAUAGCACGUGACCCGAACGUGUGGAAGAACCCUGAUGAGUUUGAUCCUGAUAGGUUUUUAGAGAGUUCCGUAGAUUACAAGGGAGUAAACUUUGAGCUUUUACCGUUUGGUUCUGGUAGGAGAAUCUGUCCAGGGAUGGCUAUGGGAAUCACACUUGUUGAAUUAGGGUUAUUGAAUUUACUUUACUUCUUCGACUGGGGAUUGCCGGAAGAGGUAGAAGCUGAGAGGAUCAUUAAGGACAACGAUGUUGCUCUUGACCUCGUUCAAGUUAUUCGCCACUGA